Baudoinia panamericana UAMH 10762 is the source of this 2487-nucleotide messenger RNA. RefSeq lists its product as uncharacterized. The record is from RefSeq and is a predicted model, not a curated record. Bases 1 to 2487 code for a protein of 828 amino acids. The transcript is spliced from 2 exons. NCBI's taxonomy places the organism in Eukaryota, Fungi, Ascomycota, Dothideomycetes, Mycosphaerellales, Teratosphaeriaceae.
AUGUAUCCCCUGCACACGCAGAUCGAGAGUCAUUUCAACCCUGCCAUUGUCGCCGCGUCCUAUUUCGCCAGUCUCUGCGGCUGUCUACUCACGAUUGAGAUGCUGAACCGACGAGGCACGGCGCUUGGUAAUUUGCGGAGUUGGCUAGAGUCUCUAGGAUGCGCAAUAUCAUUGGGCUUGGUAGGGAUCUGGUGCAUGCACUUCAUCGGCAAUCGAGCUAUUAUUCUUGGAGACGGCACGCCUGGCAUCCAGCUGGUCUACAACUCCGGCUACACUACACUGUCUGUCUUCCUACCUAUCAUCGGACUUACACUUGCCUUCUCUGCAGCAGAAAUUCCAACUAAAUCGAAGGUCUUGCACUGGUCGCUGCUGGUCUGCACCGGUAUCUUCGCUGGACUGUCGGUUGUUGGGAUGCACUACAUUGGCAACUUCGGUAUCGCCAACUAUAGGCUUCACUAUGUUCCCCGGUUCUUGACAGCUUCAGUCAUAAUCGCCAUCGGCGACUGCAUGCUUGUGCUCGUACUUUUCUACAACCUUCGUGAGCAGUGGAUCAGCUCAUGGUGGAAACGGCUCGCAUGCGCCUGCUUACUUGCAGGUGGUGUAUCUGCGAUGCACUUCACAGCCUCAACCCAGUGCAUAUACAUUCUGGAAAGCUACAACGGCCUGCAUGCGAUCCACUCGCGGAAUACACAGGUCGCCGUUGCUGGAGCGCUCAGCGCCGCUGCAUUGAUCGUUGUGAUCGGUGUCAUAGCCUUCUCGAGACACCGCUCGCACGUCCUGAAGACCAGAUCACAAAAGGUCAUGCUUGCGUGCGCAAUGUUCGACCCCGAAGGCCGCGUGCUGGUGACCACAGAAGGCGUGCUACCAGCUCGCGAAAUCACGGACAAAUACCGCCACAGGACCUUCAAUGAGGACUUUAACACGGCUCAUCCGGUAUUUCAGUGGAUCUUCCGGGUGAGUAGGAACUGGGCAGGCGUUAGCGAACUCAUACCGCGAAUGAGGAGCCAUCUCGCUGCUAUUAGUGCUGGCGGCGAAGACCGCUCGAAGCCUAUGAGCUCCGCGUCUUCCGCCACCUUUUCUACGGAGCCCUUCAACGACUACUCGAUCAUCUUUCGCGAACGCUUCUGCUGCGCCGCGGCAAGCUUGGCAGCAGCCAUGCAUAUUCCGACAGAGCGGAUUGGGCUGCUGUACGACAAAGUCAUCGACACUGGAACUUUAAACGCGGAAGACCGCUCAUCGAAGCGUGCUACGGUGGCUGUCUUGCCUGUCGGAGACGUCGAGUCUAACCACUCAUUACAUCUGUUUGGAAGAGGCCAGCUGCUCUUCCUAACGCGCCAGCUCAAUAGUGACGAUGCGGACAAGUUACUCAAUGCCGGCUUUAAAUUUGGAAGCAUACAACAAGUUGGACGCAGCAUUGCGGACACCAUGCAAAUCCCGGUUCCAGCACUUGAGCACCACUUCAACGGCCUCAAGCGCUACAUCAACAAGCUUGACACCAUGGAGAAGCCUGGGACUUGGCUGACUUUCUUUGGUCUUGUCCCUCGACCGAACUCUAAAGGCUUCGAUGUCGGCGUGAAGAAGGAUGACCAAGACCAGCUACCUGACGUUCAGCUCCUUCCCAAUGAACCUCAGCAGUGGCAGACAGACUUCUUACAGCGUAUGGACGGACUCCGGACACGCGGUGUCACGACCUUCCUCGAGGACCGAAACAACACCGACAGCCAACGCACGUUCGACGAACACCAGUUUGCUAAGGUCAUACUGCAAGCAAUUACUGAGCUUGCGCACCAAGUACCUGGCGACUGGUUCCGCGAUGCACGAUUCUUCGCUCGACCGGUCCUUGCUCAUUACUCGCAAAACCAGCGCAGCCGAGGUCAGGUGACAUGGAUAUACGCAUUCUGUGUCAUCGGCGACAUGCACACAUCGCUGGAAGUGUGCAAUGGCUUGGCACGGAUACCGCUCACAUUCUUCAGUGCUCGACAACGGUGUUAUAAAGGCUCGCCCGACCAUGCCAUCCUGACCCGUGAUAUUCACCAAGAAUUCGGCCCGCUGCUUGCGCGUAGAGCAGGACCCAAGCCGACAAGGCGGAGCCUGUAUACCAUCCGCGACACGAUGACGAGCCGCAGCAAGCUCAACAGAGCAGCGACACCGCGCAUGACCCACUCCCGCAGCAGCAGCUUUGUGCGGAGCGAUGGGGAAUCUGUGCACGAGCUUGUCGACAAGCCCAGAAAACUGGAUGACGAGGAGAUGCCGCCUUUGCCGGAGAAGCCGUUGGACAGUAGCGAGAAUUUCUGGGGCGGCAUCUUGGUGAACAGUGAGACGGUCAUUAAGAGUGACAGCAAAAGCGACUACAGCAGCCAAGACGGCCGACAGCUGGGACUUGGUAUGAAGGUGGCCGUCGGGACGGCGAAGCAAGAAGACACCUUUGUGGAUACCCUGAUGGAAGUGACAAGGACUCGCUUUAUGCCGCCGAGACUUGGAGCGUAG